GUGAGAAAUAAGUUCCAAAUGUGUGCAUAUCGGACCUUCGAUAUUAUAAACUCCGCAUCCUACUCCCGAUGUCGACAGCACCAGUGACAAACGACUGCAGGCUCUUUCUUCAGAUAUGUUCGGAAGUAACACAGUGCAAUCUUCCUGGGCAAAUCCUCAACAGAAUCAGAGCCAACCGCAGAGUUCUGGUUUUGGUCAACCUAGCGGCUUCGGACCCGGAACAGGCUUUGGAUCAACAGGUGCUUUUGGUCAGCCCCAGCAGCCACAAGCCAAUCCAAUGUUUGGCAAUUUGGCGAACCCAAGCACGGGAACUUCAGCAUUUGGCGCAUUUGGCCAGAAUCCACCACAACCAGCUGCGGGUACCUCAGCAUUCGGAGCUCCAAAGCCUGCCACGGGCUUAUUUGGAGGGGGAGGCACCUCAGCUUUCGGAAGUGGCAGUAACACUUUUGGCUCAACAGCUGGGACGGGGCCCACGGUUUUCGGAUCCAAUCCCAACACUGGGGGUGCGUUUGGUUCUUUUGGACAGAAUAGAGCCACCACUGGCUUUGGUGUUACCUCUCCAACCACUGGCAAUGACACCACUGCGCCUGUCACAACAGGCACAUCGAAUCCCCCCUACAACUCCUUCAGUGAAAAGGAUCCGACGUCAACAUCUACCCUGCAAUAUCAAACAAUAACGGCUAUGCCCGCCUAUCGAGGGACGUCGCUUGAGGAGCUUCGUUAUCAAGAUUAUCAACAGGGACGGAAGACUGCAGGGGCAUUUGGUCAGCCGUCCUUUAGUGGCACAGCAACUACCCAACCAACGAAUUUAUUCGGAGGUGCCCCUGCGCAACCUGCCACCACAUCUAUAUUCGGCGGUGGUGCCGGCGCGGGGACAGCGUUCGGAAGCACGGGAACAACAGCAGGCAAUCCUGGUACCGGCUUUGGAGCUUUCGCGCAACCCCAGCCCGCGCAACCGGCGACAGGUACUGGAACGGGAAUGUUUGGGUCAGCCUUCGGUCCACCUCAACAGCCACAGCAACAACAGCCACAGCAACAACAACAGCAGCAACCUUCAACCUUUGGUUCCUUCGGGCAGCCACAGCAGCCAGCCACAACUGGGACCAGUAUCUUUGGUUCGGGUGGUACAUUUGGGCAGCAGAACAAGCCCACCACUGGCUUCGGGAGUGGUACCUUCGGGUCAACAACAGGCGGCGCGUUCGGUUCUACAGGAACCUUUGGACAACCAGCCAGCCAGCCUACUGCAGGUACCACAGGCAUUUUUGGUCAACCCCAACAGCAGCAACCUGCAACUGGGAGCACAUUCGGUGGUUUUGGUUCGAACACGACUGCUGCCAAGCCGUCGAUUUUCGGUCCGCCUGUUCAGAGUGGCACAACGUCUACCGGCUUUAACACGUUUGGCAAUCAGCAGCAGCAGCAGCAGCAGCAACCUCAGCAGCAACCUCAGCAGCCGCAAGCGGGUAGUAUAUUCGGGAAUACGGGCGGUGGCCUGUUUGGCCAGACCCAACAGCAGCAACAGCAACCUCAACAGACUGGGUUAUUUGGUUCCACCCCAGCUCAACCUCCAGGUGGCCUAUUUGGAGGUUCGACGGGUGGAGGUUUAUUUGGGAAUGUCCCACAAAAUCAGCAGCAGGCCCAACAGCCCGCUCAACAGGGUGGGCUUUUUGGAACCAAACCGGCCACUGGCGGGGGUUUAUUUGGCAAUACGUUUGGUCAGACGGGCACGACGGGAACAAUAGGCUCGCAACCCCAAACGAAUCUUUUCGGGCAGCCUACGGGUCAAACAACGAACCAGCAAUCAGCAGCUGGCACGAACGCGUUGGGCACAUCUUUAUUUGGCCCCAAACCCGCUGCACCUGGUCUUGGCACCUCAAUAUCAACGGGUAGCUCCUUAUUUGGAAAUGGACAAUCAUUGUCUGGUCUCAACUCCUCUGCUACUGUUCCUGGACCACAGGGAACUCUGUUCGCCUCCAUUGCUGAACCUCUUUCUCAGAAUCUGCCAAUCUUCUCGAUGCUCCCUCCUGGCCCGCGUGCCGUAGACCUUGACCAACAACCCAAAAAGAAACCCGGCUUUUUCGUCGACGUUCCUACACGUUCGCCUGUUCCAUAUCUGCAGCUCGGUUAUACCCCCGCUAAUUCGAAGCUGCGAGGCUUUGCGACAUCAACGUCGGGGACUGCGCUCGGGUCCAGCACGAGUCCCUUCGCCACAUCAUUGACGAAUGGGAAAUCCAAUGCGUUGGCACUUAGUCGCCUCGAUGGGAAGGGUCCUGAUGGAUUGUUGGGGCGAAGCUCCACGCCAUCUCUAGGAAGUGGGGGACGUCAGAGCGUGAAGAAAUUGAUACUGGACAAGAAAGUUGAGCCUGCAGACCUCUUCAGUCAAUCUGGUUCGCGCGCUAGUCCCAGCAGAGUAACGUUCAGCCCUGCCCUUGGCCAGGCUGCACGCGAAAAGGAAGUUGCAAGAGAGAAAGAAGCCGCCGUCAGUGCAACACCUGCUGCUCCUCAAGUGGAGACUCCGACGCCUAUCACUCGCAAAGUUCCCGGUCGCUUUUCUGCACAGAGCACCACCAAUGUGUUGGGCUCCCAAUCGACCUCACCUGAAAAAGAGCCUCCAGCACCAGCAGCAUUGCAGCAUGGUAGCUACUGGGUGAAGCCCGACCUCCCGACCCUCGUCAACCUUGGUUACGAGGACCUAGUGGCAUUCAAGGACCUCAUCGUUGGGCGUGUCGGCUAUGGCGAGAUCCAAUUCCUGGAACCAGUCGACCUCACUAAUCUUCCAAGACUUGGCGCUCUCCUGGGCGAGAUUGUCAAGUUUGAUGAUAAAGAGUGCAGCGUUUACCCGGAUACUGACGAUGCAGACAAACCUGCACCGGGCUCAGGGCUCAAUGUUCGUGCACGCAUUAUUCUUGUCAGAUGCUGGGCGACGGAUAAAGCAACUCGCGAGCCCAUCAAGAAUGAGAAAGAUCCUGGUGCAGUUAAGCACCUGAAGCGGUUGAAGACGAUCAAGGAGACCCACUUUGAGGGCUUUGACAUUCGGGAGGGAAAAUGGACAUUCACUGUGGAUCAUUUCUGAGCAUGGUUCUCGUUACAUGUGAGGUGUUGGUUCUCUGUCGGCAUACCUGUGCGGUGCAGUAGUAUUCCUCUCCAUAUAUUUGUAAGUGUUGUCUAUGCCAAAAGUGCUGUUCUUAGUUUAGGUGCAGUUAGGAAUACUUUGUACGCAAGUA
Messenger RNA from Suillus plorans, 3221 nucleotides. RefSeq names its product nucleoporin autopeptidase-domain-containing protein. Gene Ontology annotation, cellular component: nuclear pore; nuclear pore cytoplasmic filaments. Gene Ontology annotation, molecular function: structural constituent of nuclear pore. NCBI's taxonomy places the organism in Eukaryota, Fungi, Basidiomycota, Agaricomycetes, Boletales, Suillaceae. The record is from RefSeq and is a predicted model, not a curated record. The transcript is spliced from 8 exons. Gene Ontology annotation, biological process: post-transcriptional tethering of RNA polymerase II gene DNA at nuclear periphery; RNA export from nucleus; protein import into nucleus. Bases 116 to 3070 code for a protein of 984 amino acids.